AUGGAGCAGCAUGACAAGGACUCGUCUGCGGUGGCCAUAUCCAAGACCCCCAAUUCGAUCCAGAAUUCGAUUCAGGUUCUAAACGGGCCGUCCUUGGCCCACUCCGCCUGGUUCGAAAUCCGAUUGUUCUACGUCCGGGUAGCGCCGUGCGUGAUCGAUAGUGUCCCCGACCACCUCACGCUCCGUCACCUCCGCCGAGAAAUUGGCGUAUCGCUUGAAAUCAACGGGGCCAAAGUUCCGGCUUCGGACUCGGCCUCGCUCACGCUCCGGCGCGAUCGGGUCGACAAGGAAUCGUCGGAGGUCACGUAUGUGAGCACAGACAGCGUUCGGGUCACCGGCCCGGUCGAAUUCGAGGUGUAUGAGAACAAUGACAUGGUUCUGUGUGGGUCUCUGGAGCGAAUGGAGGGUGUUUGGCUCAAUGGAAAUGCCGGGGGAUUGAAGAAUGAUUCGAAAACGGGUUGGAGUAUGGAUUGUUAUAUGGCUGCGUCGAUCAAUUCGGGUUCUUCCGCGUUUUUUCGGCCGAAACUCGGACUUUCGUCGCCGUCCAUCGAGGUUUAUAUCGCCGGAUGUUGCUCCGGCGUGCCGGUCAUCUUGACAAAGACGAUACAGAUUAGCCCGAGGCGGAAGGGCACCCGUCACGCCAUGCUGGAUGCGAUUCCAGAGGAUGAGGAGGUUGGGAAGGAGCACGGCAAGAGCUGUAAUGGGUUGGUUCGCCAUCGGAAAGUUCAGAUCACAGAACCUGAAAUCGAUGAGUAUGAGUCAGAAGGGAAAAUUGGACAUCAUUUCUACUCUGAUGACAUGUACACUGGUGAAGAUGGCCAACUCACAUGGUUUAAUGCUGGUGUUAGAGUUGGUGUUGGAAUUGGCCUCGGGAUGUGCCUUGGGAUAGGGAUUGGUGUUGGACUGCUCAUGCGUUCCUAUCAAGCGACUACCAGUAAUUUCAGGAGGAGGUUUCUCUGA
Messenger RNA from Prunus armeniaca (apricot), 960 nucleotides. Lineage: Eukaryota; Viridiplantae; Streptophyta; Magnoliopsida; Rosales; Rosaceae. The record is from the annotation of a GenBank genome assembly.